Messenger RNA from Phialemonium atrogriseum, 978 nucleotides. RefSeq lists its product as uncharacterized. The record is from RefSeq and is a predicted model, not a curated record. Lineage: Eukaryota; Fungi; Ascomycota; Sordariomycetes; Cephalothecales; Cephalothecaceae. The transcript has 5 exons. The coding region runs from base 1 to 936 and encodes 311 amino acids.
AUGGACGGAACGGACUUCGCAAACAACCUGUUCAGUGAUUUAGGUCCCCUUCUGACUCUUUUCGGGGAGCGGGUCGCAAUCCAGUAUCUGAGUCACAGCACCACAUGGAUAGAGGGCCUGAUAUUCGCCUGCGCGCCGAUUGGUAUUUUGACGGCCGUGGUCUCUGCUAUUAGGGUUGGUGGGAGUCGAUGGCUGAAGGCAAUUGUUGGACGAGCAAGAGAACCCGAUGCAGAUGUGGAGCUCGAGUUAAUGAGCUCUACUUCUUCGGAUGUUUGCGAGCUAUGGAAUGGCGCUGGGAUCGUCCGCGUCGUUGGAAGCCCGUCGAUUAUCGAGUUGAUAUAUCGCAGCCCCGACGAGGCGAACCUUUGCAACGACGGCACAGACGGGGACAAGUUAGAAGAGAGCCUCGCAUCGAGCAAUGCCGAUAUCGAAGUAUCCAGGAGAUUCUCUGCCUCGCCGCCGAAUAUUGUUCUGAACGUAUCCGGCGGUAUCGUCCGUGGUUGGGAACUGAUGAUUGCCGCGGCGAUUGGGAUGGUCCUCCAGGCAGGAGUUCUGGUCUAUGACGGGCUCAUUACCUACCGUUUAAAUGUUACACGAGGUGUGAAGGUGAAUGGGGACGCGCUCCCGUUGACUGUCGUGGGGACUAUGGGGCUGAUGCUAGGGACCUUCCUCUGUGCGCUCGUGGUCGAAAAUAGUACGGAGGAAGAGGUGUGGGAGGCCACUUGUCCGAAGAAACAGGCACUCCGCAUAGUAUGGUUGCAACGGGGUAAAUUGGUUGGAGACCAGGACUUUGGGUCCUUCGUUAUCCACGACACGCACCAUCAACAACGGAUAAGGACAUCGCGGAAAAUCGCGAAUACCAAGAGGUUGGAGAUCUGGACGCUACUUGGAUCAAGCUUAACCAUAAUCAGCUUUGUACUUCAAUUUGUCGGGUGAGUCUCCACCUACCUAGCUAGUCGUGAUCGCCUUUGUUAAUUU